CAAAUGGCGGACGACGCCGGUGCAGCGGCAGCCCCGGCCGCGGCGGCGGCGGCAGCAGCGGCGGCGGCAGCAGCAGCAGCGGCGCGAGGCGGCUUCCGGGGCGGCUUCGGCAGCGGCCUCCGGGGGCGCGGGCGGGGCCGCGGCAGGGGACGGGGCCGGGGGCGCGGGGCCCGGGGCAAAGCGGAGGAGAAGGAAUGGAUUCCUGUCACCAAGCUCGGCCGCCUGGUCAAGGAUAUGAAAAUCAAGUCUCUUGAAGAGAUUUAUCUCUUCUCCCUUCCAAUCAAGGAGUCGGAAAUCAUCGACUUCUUCCUGGGAUCUUCCCUGAAGGAUGAGGUGCUGAAGAUCAUGCCUGUCCAGAAACAGACCCGGGCUGGUCAGCGUACCAGGUUCAAGGCUUUUGUUGCUAUUGGUGACUACAAUGGGCAUGUUGGUCUUGGUGUCAAGUGCUCCAAGGAAGUUGCCACCGCUAUUCGCGGAGCAAUCAUCCUGGCUAAGCUAUCCAUCGUACCAGUGCGACGAGGCUAUUGGGGUAACAAGAUCGGCAAGCCCCAUACUGUACCCUGCAAGGUGACAGGCCGUUGUGGGUCUGUGUUGGUGCGUCUGAUCCCAGCACCCCGUGGGACAGGGAUUGUAUCGGCCCCAGUUCCCAAGAAGCUGCUGAUGAUGGCUGGGAUUGAUGACUGCUACACCUCAGCCAGGGGCUGUACUGCCACGUUGGGCAACUUUGCUAAGGCCACCUUUGAUGCCAUCUCCAAGACUUACAGUUAUCUAACCCCUGACCUCUGGAAGGAGACUGUGUUCACCAAGUCUCCUUAUCAGGAGUUCACUGAUCAUCUUGCCAAGACCCACACCAGGGUCUCAGUGCAGAGAACCCAGGCAGCUGCUGUGGCAACAACUUAACAUGUUUUUGUACAAGAAAAUAAAGUGAAAAGUGAACCAGA
Messenger RNA from Alligator mississippiensis (American alligator), 941 nucleotides. RefSeq names its product ribosomal protein S2 (gene RPS2). The coding region runs from base 4 to 900 and encodes 298 amino acids. Gene Ontology annotation, biological process: translation. NCBI's taxonomy places the organism in Eukaryota, Metazoa, Chordata, Crocodylia, Alligatoridae. The record is from RefSeq and is a predicted model, not a curated record. Gene Ontology annotation, molecular function: RNA binding; structural constituent of ribosome. The transcript has 7 exons. Gene Ontology annotation, cellular component: cytosolic small ribosomal subunit; ribosome.